CUCAACAAGGCAUAUAGGCUCACGAGUCAGCAUUAUUCACACUUUUAGGUCUACAGUUUGUGUAAUUAGAUUGCUUAGAAUUUCUCUAAGAGUAGGCAUGUACUGAAAGACGUCUUCCUUUUGUUCUAUAGCUUUCUCUUUUAUCAUUAAAUCUACAACAUGUUGUUAAGGUCGGUUCAAUUAGAGCUAAGAGCCUAAUUAGCUAAGCUAUAACUAGCUAAUUUGAUUAGAGUGUUCCUUUGUAGAGUUUUAAAGCUUGCUAGUUCCAUCAUUCUAACUUCUACCCUAAGCUAAACAUUCUAACGCAGUUUUGUUCCAAAGAACUAAGAUUUCAUCAAUUAACUACAUAUCAAAAAACACAUACAAGCCAAACAAAAGCAGGAUACAUGUAAUAUUUUUCUGAAACGCUGCCGUAUUAGGUUUUAACAGUGUGGCAAUCCUGUGCUUCGAUCUCAUGAUUUAGCAAAUACAAAAGGUCCAUUGGACUUCGUGAAAGAUGUCCAUUUCCUUAAAACCAAACAAAGGGUGAAGAUCUCUGAAUAUUAUAUGGAUUAUCCUAUUGUAGCAAACUGAUGUCUAAUGAUUAUUAUAUGGAUAUCUUGUUUUGGUUUUUCUAGAUGUUUGAAUAUUAUAUGAACAAAAAAAACGGAUCAUGCAAUAACUGAUGUCUAAUGAUAUUUGGCAACAAAGGGUGAAGAUCUGGAAACCCCCUAUUAACCUUUCUGUAUAUACAAACACAGACAAAACCAGGCGGAAAUCACGGAGUCAUCAUCUCUUUAAACCCAAAGAAAAGAACCGAGGCAGAAACGUUUUGUGGGUAAACACUGUUCGGACAUAUAUGGUGUUCAGUGGCGGGACUGUUAUGUCGUUAGCCCAUUUGUCGGCUGAGAUGUGGCAGAGAUUACGGCGGAUCCCACCGUCCGAACGCAUUGGCAGCAGCGAGAUGCUUAACCUCGUCUGCUGCUUCCCGCUCCAGGAGCUGGGUCGAUUAGCUCUAUGGCUUUUGACUUUUCUUUCUCUUCCUCCUCCAGAUUUUCUAUAUCCUGAAGCUGACGAAGAAGACUAUCGUGAUCGUGAUCGUGAUCGUGCGUUUGCUUAUGGAUCAUAUUCAGCUGCCAUCGCUUCAUAUUAGUACCACUUUCAUUUGCAUUUUGAGUGUUCAGAUAUCAAACCCAGAUCAUGUUGGUGAGGUAGGUUAAGUAAUCUUCUUUGUGUUGAUAUUAGGUUUUAAAAAAAGGUUGAAGAACAUUAUUAGUUAGUAAAUCUUCAUUUUCCUUUGUUCUUUUAAGUCUCAGUCUUUCUUGUUCUGUGAGCUUGCUUUGUUUGUUUCUUGGAUUCCAAGAAAAGAAGCUUGUUUAUACUACUUGCAAGUGUGAAUUCAGUUCUUACUUCUUCAAUCCUUUAUUUUCUUUGGGCCAUUAGCAUUACUGGUCUCUAUAAGAGUUUACUAGAGCAUUGUAUAUACUUAUCACUACAAAGUGUUAAACACGUUUAUAGAUUUACAAAGAACAAGUCAUAAAUAAUUUACUUUUAUUAUUUGUACUGUUGUAUAAUAAACUGAAAACCUUCGUUUAUAAAUUAAGAGCACAUGGUGCCAUCAAUCAGAUGCCCAAUUAUUUGCCUAUAAAGAAACAGCAAAACAGCUCAUUGGUGUACUCAUAUUCUAUUAUUUUCAUGACUGUCACAGGAAAAAAGACAAGUUUUAUAUUUCUUUUACGCUUUGUUAAAGAAAACGGCCGCAACGUGAACUGUAUUUAUUGGAAAAAACACCUUUAUGAACUGUGUAAUCUUUUCACCAAUGAAAUAAAUAAAUGAACUGUAUAAUCUUUGACCCAGCCCAGCAUAGAGUAUUAAUUCUUUAAAUAACAAACAGUAGAUAACAACUAAAUCUGCUGCACUGUUCUUUCUAGCCGUUUAUUUUCAAGUAUCUUAGUUGAUGAGCUCAGCUAAACAACAUUUUUUUUUGCCAGUUUUUAAUUUGGUUUAGAACGCCAAAUUUUUUUAUUAUUUGAUCAGGACAUAUAUUUCAAAUUGAUAUGAUCCAGAUAUAUAUAGUCUAAUGCUUUACCAAUUCAUCAACAGAUGCAUUUUCUAUAAUUAUGUGGCUGUAGUUAAAAUUUAUACUAGCUAUAACUUACAGAGAUCAAGUGAAACAUUGUGACUUGAAAAAAAUUAAGUUUUUUUUUGUGAAACAAUAAAAAGAGUUAAAACAAUUCAGUGCAAAAUUGAUUGUUUGGGUUGCUGUUAAUUAAACUGUAAAGUGACACAUGCACAGUUGGCCUAACACACAUCCUGACAUCCAUGUGUAUAUAUAACCUACAAAUGACAACACAUAACGACACACAAAACAUAUAAACUCUUCUCUUUGUUAGCUUUCUCAAGAAUCAUCAAUGGAGGCAAUGAAGAUGAAACUCUUUGUGGCUGUUUUAGUGGUCGGGAUGGCCUUCUCUGCCAUGCAACAGGCUGCCGCCGUGGAGGCUCCGGCUCCGAGCCCUACUUCCGAUGCUUCUUUGUCUGUCCCCACUUUUGUCGCUACCGUAGCCACUUUGGCAUUUGGGUUUCUCUUCUAAUCAAAUUUGUUUUUGACU
Molecule: messenger RNA, 2588 nt
Organism: Brassica napus (rape)
Lineage: Eukaryota; Viridiplantae; Streptophyta; Magnoliopsida; Brassicales; Brassicaceae
Product: arabinogalactan protein 13
Exons: 1
Coding region: 2391-2570 (59 amino acids)
Source: RefSeq, a predicted model, not a curated record